AUGAAGUAAAACCCUAUCAAUCUCAUCUCUCUUCUAGCAAAACCCAUUUACUCAUUCUCUCUGAAUCUCUCUCCGAUCGAUCUGUAUCUCCUUUCAUCAGCGGGGGAGAAAGCGCAGAUAAUCGGGUUCUCUUUAAUCUGUUGAUUUGAACAGUUGGAACUUUGUAGCAGAAGUCUUGAUUUCAGAAAUUUCAAGAUGAAGAAUUUUGAGCGUCUUGCAAAUGUUGCUUUAGCAGGUCUAACCUUGGCACCGCUGGUUGUCAAUGUUGAUCCAAAUUUAAAUGUCAUUUUGACUGCUUGCCUAACAGUUUAUGUGGGCUGUUACCGUUCUGUUAAGCCAACUCCACCCUCUGAGACUAUGUCGAAUGAACAUGCUUUGCGAUUUCCUCUGGUUGGCAGUGCAGUGCUAUUAUCAUUAUUCUUACUCUUUAAGUUUUUUUCAAAAGACUUGGUUAAUGCAGUUCUAACGUGCUACUUCAUUGUACUUGGGAUAGUUGCACUUUCGGCUACUUUGUUGCCUGCCAUUAGUCGCUUUCUGCCAAAUAGUUGGAAUGAGGAUGUAAUUGUCUGGAAGUUUCCGUAUUUCCGCUCUUUGGAGGUUGAAUUUACAAGGGCUCAGGUUGUAGCAGGAAUUCCUGGGGCAUUUUUCUGUGCUUGGUAUGCAUCAUCAAAACAUUGGUUAGCAAACAACAUAUUAGGUUUAGCUUUCUGCAUUCAGGGAAUUGAAAUGCUUUCACUUGGAUCGUUUAAGACAGGAGGCAUUCUUCUUGCUGGACUUUUUGUAUAUGACAUUUUUUGGGUUUUCUUCACUCCAGUGAUGGUCAGUGUUGCCAAAUCUUUUGAUGCUCCAAUAAAGCUUUUGUUCCCAACUGGAGAUUCUACCCGUCCAUUUUCAAUGCUCGGACUUGGUGACAUUGUGAUUCCAGGUAUUUUUGUGGCACUGGCAUUGCGCUUUGACGUCUCAAGGGGAAAAGAGAGCCAAUAUUUCAAGAGCGCUUUCCUGGGAUACAGUGUUGGCGUGGUGCUUACGAUUAUCGUCAUGAAUUGGUUCCAAGCUGCACAGCCUGCUUUACUCUAUAUAGUACCAUCUGCCAUAGGAUUUCUGGCAGCUCAUUGCUUAGCAAAUGGCGAAGUGAAGCAGAUUCUGGAGUUUGACGAGUCUAAAGAUAAAUCUGAAGAGGAUGAUGACGCCAAACCAAGCAAGAAAGUCGAUUAACUUAUACAGAACAGUCAUCUUGAUAAAGAAUUACAGCUCUUACUUAUGCCCGUUUGAGGGUUCGACUCUUUAAAAAGGUUAAUUGUUUUAAAACUCAGAGCAAAUGAUGCGUUGUAACAAAAGUCUUAUUUAGAAGUUAAUCUAUUUU
Molecule: messenger RNA, 1363 nt
Organism: Impatiens glandulifera
Lineage: Eukaryota; Viridiplantae; Streptophyta; Magnoliopsida; Ericales; Balsaminaceae
Product: signal peptide peptidase-like
Exons: 12
Coding region: 196-1215 (339 amino acids)
Biological process (GO): membrane protein proteolysis
Cellular component (GO): cytoplasmic side of endoplasmic reticulum membrane; membrane; lumenal side of endoplasmic reticulum membrane
Molecular function (GO): aspartic endopeptidase activity, intramembrane cleaving
Source: RefSeq, a predicted model, not a curated record